AUGCUCUUCUUCUGUGGCGGCAGAGCCGGUCUUACCCUCACCAGGCAUGGCCGGGCAAAGCGGAUCGACAGUGUGAACUCAGUUCUACCAUGGAAAGUGGGACGGCCAAAGCCCACACCACAUCUGAGGCUUUGUGCCAGCAGCCCCAGGUCUGGACAUAGACAGGGAGAAACAUGGCAGCCCACCUGCCUGGACACCACAAAGAGGAAAAGCUGCAUUCAGGGGCUCCCUGCCCCCCUCCCCAGUCCCAACGCAGCCAAGGUCCCACUCCUCCUGAGGCACUCUGGCUCUUCCUUGACCUGGUCUGCCUGUGGCAACCUCACACAUGGUUUUGGAGCUACCCUUGUCUCAGGCCCAUGUCUGCAUAAAUCAGCAGAUUCUUACAACCAGAAAACGAACAAACAGAAACAGAGACCCCCCGAGCCCCCAGGAUUGCCGAGCCUACACACCAGUUGCCCUGUGACCCAGGCAGCGAGAGACCCUUGGCCCAGACCCUCUUCCUUCUCACCUCGAAAGGCCUCUCCUGAGGCCCGUAUCAGUUGUGGCUGCUUGGAUUCUGGAGCCCCUGUUCAUAGCCCCCACCUGCCACGGGGUCUGGAUUUACAAGGGCUCCCAGCUCUGCUCCUCGUCGAAGGCGACGAACCAGUGUGCCCUUCCAGAAAGUGCAUGGUCAAAUGCCAAAGUCAAUUGCAAUGCAAAUAGCCAGAGAAAUGUACUUGAUUUACAGCCUGUGGUUUAACUGCUUUCAUGAGCCAUCAGGAAACCAGCCUUGAAAUAAUUCCUGGAGAAAGCACAGGUCAGCUGGAGACCACCAGGGCUGAUGUUGUAAGGAAGAGGAGUUUGAACUUCCAGAAGAGAAAAUAAAGCCUGAUGUGGAACAAGUUGCUCAAAGAGCCCAUGUUAGAGGACACUAGACACUUCACUGGAGGAGUGUCUCCCUGGAAGGGCCAUGUCAGUUGUGUGAGCAGAUGGCAUUUCUUUACCACCUGAUGGGCCAGAGCCAUCAGGCAGGUCUGCCUACCCUCUGUCCCCAUAUUAGGGCCAUCCCAGUGCUGCAGGGUCUCCUCAGCAAAUUGUCACGUUACUCAGAAUGACGUUGAUAUGUCUGCCUAUGAUAUGGCACCUGGUGGGUACUUUCCCUUGUAAAGGUCUUUCUUAAUGGCUGUCUAGGUUGGCCCUGUAAUCUUGUCAGGCAGAGGCAGGGGCAGCACUCCCACUUUCCUCUGACAGAGGCUGGGGAGGCUGAGGAGUUGGCCUAGGUGUGUACAAGUGAGCAGCGGGGGGUGGGGUUGGCCUCCUGUACUCUGCUUUCCGCCAGCUCUGGCCUCCCUGGGGGGCCUGAUGCCCAAGGCCCUAUGAGUCACCUGAACUUGCCUGCUGGAGCCAUGCAUUCAUAAUCUGCUUCUGAGCACCUCCAGGUGAGCCUUCCAAGCUGGCCUUUCAAAAAGCAAUCUCCACCUGUCCCCGGGGGAAAGUUCAGGAAGCCUCUCCAUUAAGACCCUGCAGUCCUGCUCCCGGUCUCCACCACAUGGAGGGUGAGGGGCUUUGAUGACUGGCUGCAGGAGUGCUGGCUUGGUUUCCCAAGACUUUCUCUGGUGGAAAGACUUCCAGGGGCUCCCUACACAGCCUCCCAUCCUCUGAAAUCCUGCAGAGGGUCCUGAUUUGAACCUAUUUCAGAGGCUUAUAAAGACUUCUUCCCCAAAGCCAGAGUUGUCACUUACUACACACAAAGUAUUCUUUUAGAAAACACAGAAUAUUUCUGAAAAGUUUCAGUAUAUCCUUGAAUGCCUCACACCAUGGUCAUUCCCAGAAUAAAAGGAAAGCAGUAAAGUCCUAACAGUUUGAUUUCAAAAACUGCACAAAACAGGCAUAGGACUCAAACUGACGCUCUGCCAAAUGUGAGGCGUACCUCACUGAGGGAUCGAGUCUCAGGGCCAGCGCUGGCCCAGGGACAGCAGAGCCCAGGAUUAGCGAAUCCAUCACAGGAAAUGACUUGGACUCUGCAGAGAAUCAUCAAGGUCCCUGGGUAGCCUGGCCACUCGCCGGUUGGGAGGAUCUCACCAUGCCCAGGAGCCCCAGGCAGAGAGGGCAGUCUUUUCUGUCUGCUCUGGGAGCCUCCACUGUGGCUCCCAUCAGUCUCUCUCUCUCUCUCUCUCUCUCUCUCGUUUUUUCCAA
Canis lupus familiaris (dog) is the source of this 2175-nucleotide messenger RNA. RefSeq lists its product as uncharacterized. Lineage: Eukaryota; Metazoa; Chordata; Mammalia; Carnivora; Canidae. The transcript has 4 exons. Bases 1 to 702 code for a protein of 233 amino acids. The record is from RefSeq and is a predicted model, not a curated record.